Molecule: messenger RNA, 339 nt
Organism: Lactuca virosa
Lineage: Eukaryota; Viridiplantae; Streptophyta; Magnoliopsida; Asterales; Asteraceae
Source: the annotation of a GenBank genome assembly
AUGAUUUCAUUUUACCAUAAAAAAACACUGCCGUCUACUGGAAAAGCUAAAGUGAAUGAACAAGAGGCACAAACCGAAAGGAUAACUACAUCUACAAGCAAAGAGUUGAAACCUUUAGAAAGGAAUGAAGAUGCUCCAAAAAGAUGUUACAAGUUUAAAAAGGGACACCUGGCUAAAGACUGCAAGGAGCAUUCCGAUGGAGUUGGAAAUGGUAGGAAUGGAGAAAAUGAGACACUUAGUGAAGCUGAGAAAAUUGCAAUGGAAGAAGAUGAUAUAAAGGAGAUUGGUGAAAGUGCAAUGCUUUUAUUAAUCAAUGAUACAAUAUUAUGUAUCAUAUAA